Molecule: messenger RNA, 2007 nt
Organism: Chenopodium quinoa (quinoa)
Lineage: Eukaryota; Viridiplantae; Streptophyta; Magnoliopsida; Caryophyllales; Amaranthaceae
Exons: 1
Coding region: 833-1630 (265 amino acids)
Source: RefSeq, a predicted model, not a curated record
AAACAAAUUUCUGGCGCGAAAUUUGUACGAAUAUCCCACCAUCAAUGUCCUACACCUUUUCCAACUUUCCAUCACUAUUUUUCCCUCUUUUUCUUUAUUUUUGGGGUCUAGUAUUCCUUUUUUCUUCUUUCUAAUUUGUCUUUUGCUCUGUCCAAUGUCUCAAAUCUCAAUAAUUUAUCAUCAGCUGGCAAUUCCUUCUCCCCCACAUCUUCUUUUGACUUCCCCUUUCUCUCCCAUUUUUGGGUCCCACUUUAGAGUAAUUCACUACUUAAUUUAUGAUUCUUCCUAACUUUAAAAAAAAAUAAAAGUUUCAUUAGUCCUUAAAAAUUGAUUCGAUUUAAUUAUAUCCGACUUAGUUUGAAACCAAAUCAAUUUAAUUUUCGACUAGCAUUAUAAUAUCUACACUAUGAUUUAAUAUAACUCAAAUUAUACCUGACUAGACCUAAAUCAACUCGACUCAAUCACUCAAAUUACUCCCAUUGUUACAAGUUAAUCACAAUAUUAAAGCACGAGAGUAAACAGGGCAAGCAGUUUUACAAAAACAUAAGGUAUCGUUUGGUUUUUCUUUCUUUAACCGUCUAAUACAAGAAUUUGCUUUAACCAUUUUAACCGUCUAAUACAAGAAUUUGCUUUAACCAUUUAAACAUCGACGUUCAUGACGAUUAUUUUAUUUUAGAAUACUAAAUUCUUUCUCACGAGUAUAACAUGUAGACACGUCUUUUCUCAAAUCAAAUUAAACCUUGUACAACUAUAAAUACAAACACCCUUAUUUAUAUUUUCACUCUUUCCUCUCAAAAACUUCUCAUUCAUUUGUAGAUAAAAUCAGGUGAAGAUGAGUACAGCAAUAACUCAUAGUCCGGCAAAUCAAGACCGUCCAUUACUUCUACACCCACCUUCACAACAACCGUCUGAUCACAGAAGAAUCAGAACCCUUCUCGAUCUUCUCACCGUCGAGAAAAUGGACGGUGUAGAUCGCACGAUGAGACGAGAAGAUGGAAGUAAUAACAGCCGUUGGAAGGUCCUCAGGGAACGGCUAGGAUUAAACGGCAUCGGUUGUUGCGGUGUCGCCACGUGGCGGUGCGAGAAUAAUGAUAAUUCUUCUCCACCAGAGGAAGAAAACGGCGUCGUACAAGUAGAGUUUGAGACACGUCAGCAAGUGGGACCCGCGGAAAGAGGGAUGAAUUUGGGUGCUGCGUUGGCCGCGGAGAGAGAAUUCCGUGCGGCCGAGAGUAUCGGAAGUUACGGUGCGACCGUGCGAAAUAAUAAUAAUAAUAAUAAUAAUAAUAAUAAUGAUGAUGAUAAUGUUGAUAUUAAUAAUGGUGGAACGACGCCGUUGAGGGUGUCGUUGAUGAGAUUACUGGAGGAGACAACGGACGGUCGUGAUUUAGAGAGAGAAAGAUCGAAGGGUGGAGAAAGGGAGGGAAAUAAUGAAGGGAGUGAUACGGUGUGUUGCGUGUGCAUGGAAAGGAAGAAAGGAGCUGCGUUGAUACCAUGUGGUCAUACGUAUUGUAGGGUGUGUUCUAGGGAGUUAUGGCUUAAUCGAGGUUCUUGUCCCUUUGCAACCGUCGGAUUCUCGAGAUCCUCGAUAUUUUCUGAUUUCGAGUUUUCAUACUCCCCUCGUUUUUUUUAAGUGUUACACUUUUCUCGUUGUGAUUGAUGAAUAUACUGUAGUCGGGAUUAAUAUUCAAUAUUCAUUGCUAUGCAAUCUUCGGAUCCUUCUAAUUAUUGAUCUCGAGUUUUUGUAUAAAUAUGUCGUUUUGUAAUUGGUCGGGAUUACUAGUGAAAAUUGAUAUACUCAUGUGGGAAGCAAAGCAAAGCAAAGCAAAGUGAGGUGGGUGUAAGGUGUUCAACUUUAGAGUCACUUUCUUUUGCUUUUGUUGAAUUCUUUGGUUCAAGAUUUGUGAGGUGUGAAUCAUAUAUACUUGUAUGUGAUUUUGAUUAGUUCCUUGUGUGAAAUAGUACAAAUUUACACAUCAUAUAUUGAUAUAUUUAAUACCUUUUCUUUUA